Molecule: messenger RNA, 1128 nt
Organism: Anthostomella pinea
Lineage: Eukaryota; Fungi; Ascomycota; Sordariomycetes; Xylariales; Xylariaceae
Source: the annotation of a GenBank genome assembly
AUGAUGUCGUUCAAGAGGGCCUUGGUCUUCGCCAUAUUCUUCAUAACCGCCUUCGUCAUUAUUCGGCGGGCACAUACAUCCCUUAACGAGCCCAAUCCCGUGCGCCGACCACCCCCCAAGCACGCAGAUUCCGACAACGCUAGAUCUGGAGCGUCGCACAAUGCGCCAUCGACCUCGAAUCCCUCGGGCGCCGAUGUUCCUCUGCGAGACCAGCCUGUACCUGCCCAGAAGGCCAUCCACGAUACGUCCAAGAUGUCGCUAUACGACAAGCUGGCCUACCAGUAUCCGUACGAUGUCGAGACCAAGUUUCCAGCCUAUGUCUGGCAGACAUGGAAGUACACUCCUGCGAGCGCAGAGUUCCAGUUCCGGGAUCAGGAAGCUUCUUGGACCGAACAACACCCUGGCUUUGUUCACGAGGUCAUCACGGACCAGGUCGCGGUUCACCUGCUCAGGCUCCUAUAUGCCGCGGUCCCAGAAGUGCUCGAUGCAUAUGACGCUUUGCCCGAACCUGUCUUGAAGGCAGACUUCUUCCGCUACCUGAUCUUGCUGGCACGCGGCGGCAUCUACUCGGAUAUCGACACCGUCGCCCUCAAAAGCGCCUUGGACUGGCUUCCGGAUGCUCUGCCCAAGGAGAGUAUCGGGCUGGUGGUUGGUAUCGAGGCUGACCCCGAUCGACCUGACUGGAAGGACUGGUACAGUCGCCGGAUUCAGUUUUGCCAAUGGACAAUCCAAGCGAAACCUGGCCACCCCGUCUUGCGCGACAUCGUCUCGCGUAUCACUGCCGAGACUCUGAGGAGGAAGCGCGAUGGGGUGUUCGUCUCCAGGGACAAGAGUGUCGUCGAGUUCACGGGGCCUGCUGUCUGGACUGACACCGUCUUCGACUAUUUCAACGAUGCACGUUAUUUCGAUAUGAGGCAUAGCCUAGGUAACAUCACGUACUUGAAUUUUACGGGCAUUGAGAUCCCCAAGAAAGUGGGCGAUGUCGUUGUUCUCCCCAUCACCAGCUUCUCUCCUGGUGUCGGACAGAUGGGUGCGAAGGACUAUGACGAUCCGAUGGCAUUUGUCAAGCACGAUUUUGAAGGCACUUGGAAACCCGAGCACGAACGACAUAUUGGUGCCAACGGCUAG